GCCGAGUGGCCCCGGCCGCGAGCUCCCGUGAGCUCCUGGCCUCGGAGCUGGCGGAGGCGCAGUCGGCGCUGGCGGCACUCCGGGCCCGGCUGCGCGGGACCAAAGAGGCAACGGCGGAGCUCCGACGCCGCUGUGCCACCGAGGAGGCCGAGGGUCCUCGGCGCCUCCGAAGUGCCGAAGAAAAAGCGGCGGAGCAUUGCCAAACCAACCACGAGCUGCGGCAGCUGCAGCACGCCCUGCUGCAGGUGGGUCGGCGACACCAGACGGUUCGGGAGACAUCUGCAAGCAAUCUCUACGCACAAUGGCGGGCUGCCCUCCAUGCUCACGUACGUGCCGGAGGUUUGCUUGACGUGGAGGACUUCCCGUUUGCGACCUUCCUCAAACAGGCGGAAAGAG
This is a messenger RNA of Symbiodinium necroappetens, 396 nucleotides long. The record is from the annotation of a GenBank genome assembly. NCBI's taxonomy places the organism in Eukaryota, Dinophyceae, Suessiales, Symbiodiniaceae.